AUGACUCUAAGGCACGUGGCUGUGUGGCUGCCUUCAGCUCUGCUCCUCUUGCAGAUUCCAGGCUGUUUUCUCCUGAGCAGCCCCAGCACCGUGACAGGCACUGUGGGGGGAUCCCUGAGUGUGCAGUGCCAGUAUGAGGAGGAAGACAAGGCACGUGACAAGUACUGGUGCAGAGGAUCACUUGCGGUGCUAUGUGACAAGAUCGUGGAGACCAAAGACUCAGUGAGAGAAGUGAGGAGCGGCCGAGUGACCAUCAGGGACCAUCCCGCCAACCUCAGCUUCACGGUGACCUUGGAGAGCCUCUCCCUGCAGGAUACAGGCUCCUACUGGUGUGGGGUUGAUGCACCAUGGCAAGAAGAUCCUGCCGUCAAGUUUAUGGUGUCUGUGCUCCCAGCCUUAGCCACAGCCACAGGCUCCUUCCUUGAGGGUAUCAGAAGCACCACGGGGCCUCCUCUGUUCCUGUCUGUGUAUACUUGGCGCAGCACCACCAGAGGGGACACCUCCAAUCCCAGUCCACAGCCUCGGCCCCUGUUCAGUAGCAUUCACUUCCUGCUCCUGGUCUUCCUGAAGGUGCCCCUGCUCCUGAGCAUGCUCAGUGCUAUCCUCUGGGUGAACAGGCCUCAGAGAGGCUCUGGAUGGAGGUGA
Heterocephalus glaber (naked mole-rat) is the source of this 645-nucleotide messenger RNA. The record is from RefSeq and is a predicted model, not a curated record. NCBI's taxonomy places the organism in Eukaryota, Metazoa, Chordata, Mammalia, Rodentia, Bathyergidae.